This is a messenger RNA of Magnolia sinica, 1278 nucleotides long. Its product is annotated as peroxidase 39-like. Gene Ontology annotation, cellular component: plasmodesma; plant-type cell wall. Lineage: Eukaryota; Viridiplantae; Streptophyta; Magnoliopsida; Magnoliales; Magnoliaceae. Bases 64 to 1041 code for a protein of 325 amino acids. Gene Ontology annotation, molecular function: peroxidase activity; heme binding. The transcript is spliced from 4 exons. Gene Ontology annotation, biological process: hydrogen peroxide catabolic process; response to oxidative stress. The record is from RefSeq and is a predicted model, not a curated record.
UGUUUAUUCAGUGUAGAAACCGUUUGAAAAUACAAGUGAGAGGUUUCCUACAUUGUAAGGACAAUGGGGAAGUUGAGCUAUGCUGGGCUUCUUAUCCUUGCAUUUUUGGCACUUUUGGGCCAUGCUCAAGCUACUCUGAAAAUGGGAUUUUAUGAUCAGAGCUGCCCGAAAGCGGAGAAGAUCGUAUUAGAAUAUGUGAAGCAGCAUAUCUCGAGAGUUCCGACCUUGGCGGCGCAGCUUAUUAGAAUGAACUUCCAUGACUGUUUUGUGACGGGCUGUGAUGCAUCUGUUCUGUUGAAUUCAACUUCAAACCAAGCAGAGAAGGAUGCAAUUCCGAAUCAGACCCUCCGCGGCUUUGACUUCAUCGACCGCGUGAAGAGCUUGUUAGAAUCUGAGUGCCCUGGCGUUGUUUCCUGCGCCGAUAUCAUUUCAUUGGCUACCAGAGAUUCAAUUGUAGUAACUGGAGGACCCACUUGGCGUGUCCCAACCGGUCGAAGAGAUGGGACCAUAUCGAACAUUACGGAGGCCUUUAACCAAAUCCCAGCUCCAUUUGACAAUUUCACUACUCUGCAAUCUAGUUUCGCUAGCAAAGGACUUAAUGUGAAAGAUUUGGUUCUGUUAUCUGGCGGCCACACAAUUGGGAUUGCCCACUGUACGUCGUUCAGCAACCGUCUCUACAAUUUCACAGGAGUAGGUGAUGAAGACCCAUCUCUAGACAGUGAGUACGCUGCAGUUCUUCGUAGGAAUAAGUGCAGAACACAGACUGAUAACACAACAUUGGCUGAAAUGGACCCGGGCAGUUUCAGGACGUUCGAUCUCAGCUACUACCAACUUUUAUUGAAGAGACGAGGUCUGUUCGAGUCCGAUGCAGCUCUGACCACAGACAGCACCUCAAGAUCUUACAUCCUCGAACUCCUCAAUGGCCCACUUUCAAAGUUCUUUGAGGAGUUUGGACUGGCCAUGGAAAAGAUGGGCCGCAUGGGAGUAAUAACAGGAUCAGUGGGUGAGAUCAGAAAAAACUGCGCACUAGUAAACAGUUAGGAUUCUGGUUUGGAUUGAAUGUUUGUACAACUGUAAGAUUUGAAUGUGUGUCAUCUGUAGAAUUAAUUUCUGGUUCUGGUUCUUCCAAGCUUUGGAUUGUAGAAAUAAAUCACUUCAUUGAUAUCUCUCUCCCUCUCCACUUUUCUUUGUUUUCAUGCUCAGCUGUGAUUCUGUAACAUAGAGAUGAAUGGAAAGUACAAGUACGCAAAUAAAGAUCUUAAUCUUUACAUGUGCCAA